GACCUGCAUGACCCAAUUAUUUUGUGUAAUGUAACCCUCAACCUACAACAACAACAAUAGCUGCAGAGAACUUUCGCUUAUUUUACUUAGAAAGUCACCAAUUAUUCCUAAAAAAAUGACUUUAUAUUCAUUAUAUUAAUAUAUGCGUAAUUUCAGUUAGAUGUUCCACAAAAAUGGUUGAUGUUCUGAGCAAACUCUCCGUUGUCAGCGUUAUAUGGAUUAUAGCAGCUGGCUUUCUGAUCUUUCUCCUGCUUUUCCUGUUUGCAAAGCGCCAAAUAAUGAGAUUCACUUUAAAAUCCCGCAGGGGCCCUUACGUCUCGAUAGGCUCAAAUGUUCCAAAGGAACUUCGCACCGAGAUAUUUAGACGCAUCAACAGAGUACCAGAUAUAAAACAUGAGCCAAAAUUGGUUAAUCCUGCUAUCGAAGCUUUAGCAAAAUCAGGAGACAACAAUUUCUAUUAUAGAAUGAAGGCCAUGGAUGCUUUCUCAAGAUUCGACGAUUGUUUACGUCUUGAGAUGUCGAAUGCCUGUCGUCACCCCAGUCAGAGUGUGCGAGACUACCUGACCUUGAUCUACCCCAUGUAUCUUACCACGGCACCCUCUCACCUCGUGAACAACUUCAUCAACAUGUACGAACAUGCUCGACACAGGCCUGAGAUGUUUGGAGAGGAUCAGUUCAACCAGUACGAAUCGGCCUUAAAUGAAAUAGUCAACCACUUGGAGCGAGGAAUCCAUCUGAGGAAAGAGGAAGGCCGUGAGGAUGCCAGUGCUUUUCCACUAGCAGACACGGACGUAAAAAUAAAAUCUCGAGGUAUGGGCAAGUCCAAGACCUCCAUUCCGUAUAACCACAUGGUGUCAGACAAAAGCAUGAGUCGCGGGCAGACACGCUACCGGACACGGGCUAAUAGUAGCGAGCAGGCUGGACUGUUGGAGAGCGCACCCUCUAGUCAGCGCAGCAGCAUCGAAGGGCUCGUCACAGCGCGAGACAGCUCCGAGGAGAAUAUUCGCCUCGUUGAAGUAAACAUGAACACCAUGCCAGAAUUGUGAUCAACUCGGGCAAAGUUGUUCAACUCGGGCAAAUUUGUCCAACUCGAGCAAAUUUGUUCAACUCGGGCUAAUUUGUUAGGAAAGAUAUUUGUUGAUAUAAAUCGUUAAUGAUAACUGUGUUUUUAUUUUCUAUGGCUUAUCAUUUGAUAGUUUUUGGUGAUGUAAAGUUGAAAAUAAUUACAGGUAUAAUAUUAAUAACAUGCUUUUGUAUGUCAUAUGAACAACAGUGUCCAUUUGACAAUGUCCCAAAUAAGCACAAAUUAUAGACCAUUUCUGCAGUAUUUAACUUAAAUUGCCUGUAAAGUAAUUUAACUUGUGCUUUUACUUUUAUACAACCGGGUCGUGGUGAUAUUUUGAAAUCCAGCAGGACUUUCAGUCUUCCUUGCGGGAACGCUGCAGUUGUGGACGAUUAAUAUGAAUAAGUUCUUGUGCAAUAUAUGUACAUAUCUGUUUAUUUUAAUGUACUUGUAUGUGAAUACAUAGAUCUAAAAAUAAAUUGUCCUCUUUAUCAUACUGUAGUAUGCAGCAGGAAAAAAAGA
This is a messenger RNA of Dreissena polymorpha, 1585 nucleotides long. Its product is annotated as protein C1orf43 homolog. The record is from RefSeq and is a predicted model, not a curated record. NCBI's taxonomy places the organism in Eukaryota, Metazoa, Mollusca, Bivalvia, Myida, Dreissenidae. The transcript is spliced from 8 exons. Bases 174 to 1046 code for a protein of 290 amino acids.